AUGACCUCUGUACCCGGAAAGUGCCACUGCGGCCAAAUUGAAUGGACUGUGAAGCUUGCUGACCAGGAGAAGUCGCAUAUCCUCUGCCACUGCGAUGCCUGCAAGAUUGUCAACGGUGGGGAGUUCACUUUGAAUCAAGUGAUCCCGGAAGAAAAUUUCAAACUCGAAAAGGGAGAGCCGAGCAAGUACACCUACAAGGGUGACUCUGGGAACCCCGUCCACUGCUUCUUCUGUCCAACCUGCUCAACCCACAUUUACCACCACCAAACCGCUCUGGGCCCGAAGUACAUCAUCCGCACUGCCGCACUAGCCGGCUCGAAGGAAUGGCCCGUGGGUGCAGAGAUAUAUUGCAAGGAUAACUUGAAGUGGUUCCCCAAGAUUGCGGAAACUACGUUCCCUGCCGCUCCGCCUUCGUGA
This is a messenger RNA of Uncinocarpus reesii 1704, 417 nucleotides long. RefSeq lists its product as uncharacterized. The transcript has 3 exons. Gene Ontology annotation, molecular function: carbon-sulfur lyase activity. Lineage: Eukaryota; Fungi; Ascomycota; Eurotiomycetes; Onygenales; Onygenaceae. The coding region runs from base 1 to 417 and encodes 138 amino acids. The record is from RefSeq and is a predicted model, not a curated record.